Fukomys damarensis (Damara mole-rat) is the source of this 6607-nucleotide messenger RNA. RefSeq names its product AKT serine/threonine kinase 3 (gene Akt3). Gene Ontology annotation, molecular function: protein serine/threonine kinase activity; ATP binding. NCBI's taxonomy places the organism in Eukaryota, Metazoa, Chordata, Mammalia, Rodentia, Bathyergidae. The record is from RefSeq and is a predicted model, not a curated record. Gene Ontology annotation, biological process: protein phosphorylation. The coding region runs from base 198 to 1637 and encodes 479 amino acids. The transcript has 14 exons.
UCUACUUCUAAUUUUAAAGUGAAGGAGAACUUAUAUGAAUGAGACAACACUGCAGUUUAUAUGGAAGCUGAGUCAUCACUAGAGUGGGAAGGGCAGCAGCAGCAGCAGCAGCAGCAGCAGCAGCAGCAAAUCCAAACCCUAAAGUUGAUACCACAAAGUACCAUUUCUCCAAGUUGGGGGCUCAGAGGGGAGCCAUCAUGAGCGAUGUUACCAUUGUGAAAGAAGGUUGGGUUCAGAAGAGGGGAGAAUAUAUAAAAAACUGGAGGCCAAGAUACUUCCUUUUGAAGACAGAUGGCUCAUUCAUAGGAUAUAAAGAGAAACCUCAAGAUGUGGAUUUACCUUAUCCCCUCAACAACUUUUCAGUGGCAAAAUGCCAGUUAAUGAAAACAGAACGACCAAAGCCAAACACAUUUAUUAUCAGAUGUCUCCAGUGGACCACUGUUAUAGAAAGAACAUUUCAUGUAGAUACUCCAGAGGAAAGGGAAGAGUGGACAGAGGCUAUCCAGGCUGUAGCAGACAGACUGCAGAGGCAAGAAGAGGAGAGAAUGAAUUGCAGUCCAACUUCACAAAUUGAUAAUAUAGGAGAGGAAGAAAUGGAUGCUUCUACGACCCAUCAUAAAAGAAAGACAAUGAAUGAUUUUGACUAUUUGAAACUACUAGGUAAAGGCACUUUUGGGAAAGUUAUUUUGGUUCGAGAGAAAGCAAGUGGGAAAUACUAUGCUAUGAAGAUUCUGAAGAAAGAAGUCAUUAUUGCAAAGGAUGAGGUGGCACACACUCUAACUGAAAGCAGAGUAUUAAAGAACACUAGACAUCCAUUUUUAACAUCCUUGAAAUAUUCCUUCCAGACAAAAGACCGUUUGUGUUUUGUGAUGGAAUAUGUUAAUGGGGGAGAGCUGUUUUUCCAUUUGUCGAGAGAGCGGGUGUUCUCUGAGGACCGCACACGUUUCUAUGGUGCAGAAAUUGUCUCAGCCUUGGACUAUCUACAUUCCGGAAAGAUUGUGUACCGUGAUCUCAAGUUGGAGAAUUUGAUGCUGGACAAAGAUGGCCACAUAAAAAUUACAGAUUUUGGACUUUGCAAAGAAGGGAUCACAGAUGCAGCCACCAUGAAGACGUUCUGUGGCACACCAGAGUAUCUGGCACCAGAGGUGUUAGAAGACAAUGACUAUGGCCGAGCAGUAGACUGGUGGGGCCUGGGGGUUGUCAUGUAUGAAAUGAUGUGCGGAAGGUUGCCUUUCUACAACCAGGACCAUGAGAAGCUCUUUGAACUGAUACUAAUGGAAGACAUUAAAUUUCCUCGAACACUCUCUUCAGAUGCAAAGUCAUUGCUUUCAGGGCUCUUGAUAAAGGAUCCAAAUAAACGCCUCGGUGGAGGACCAGAUGAUGCAAAAGAAAUUAUGAGACACAGUUUCUUCUCUGGAGUCAACUGGCAAGAUGUAUAUGAUAAAAAGCUUGUACCUCCUUUUAAGCCUCAGGUAACAUCUGAGACCGACACCAGAUAUUUUGAUGAAGAAUUCACAGCUCAGACUAUUACAAUAACACCGCCUGAAAAAUACGAUGAAGAUGGUAUGGACUGCAUGGACAAUGAGAGGCGGCCGCAUUUCCCUCAGUUUUCCUAUUCUGCAAGUGGACGAGAAUAAGCCUCUCUCAUUCUGCUCCUUCACUGUCACCUUAGAUUUAUCACUGAACAUGAUUCCUGGACAGCACCGCCAGUCCUCACUCUCACAGACAGCAGGGCACCUUCCGACCUCCCAGACCGGCCCAGGUCUCCGCCCCUCGGCACCUCUCACCCCAUGAGAACACACGUACACAGACGCACUCCCGUUUUUGUUUUUGCAUGAAAUUGUAUCUCAGUCUAAGGUCUCAGGCUGUUGCUGCUACCGUCUUACUAUUAUAGCAACUUAAGGAGUAAGUUUACUGUCUGGGGAAGUCUUCAGCCCACCGUUGUUCACUUGUGCACCAAUUGGCAUCUUAAUCUUUGAGUUUUUUGUUUUUGCCUAACAGUGAAGGGUAAAUGAGAUACACUGGUUCUAGGUACAUUUUUUUAACUUUUUAGAAGAUAAAUCAAAAACUAAUUAGACUAAGAAGAUUUAGUUUCUAUAUCCGAACAAGCAACUGUGGGAGGGUGGUGAUGCGUUUAUGCACAGGUUUCGUGAAGUGGAAAGUAAGUGUGUGUCGCUAAGAUGUGGCUGGAAUUUGUUAGGAAGCGUUGGAGAGGACCGAACAGCUGCUAAGAUACACAUACGUAUUCUUAAUUCCUGUUGGAUACUGCAGAGGAAGCCCCGUAUCACACGUGGACGUCCAGAUGUCACGGGCAAUCACGGGCAAGUGGACACUGUUCUACCGAGAAACAGUGUGUACACGGGAUCAGUCACUCACAGGGUCUCAGGAUACACUCUGCACCAGAGAGCAUUUAUUUCCCCUGUGCUUGGGAACCUUUUUCCCUUCUUGAUAUUUAUCACCUCUGAUGGCUGAAGAAUGUAGACAGGUAUAAUGAUCCUGCUUUCACCAAAAUUGUACACCAAGGUAAACCAACAGGAGUUUGCCUUAUUAGUUUUAAUUUUUUUACUUUUUCAGUUCUAGGUGAUUAGCUUUUUCUCAGAUGUUAAAAUUUUGAAUGUCCUUUUAUGAUUUUGUUUAUAUUGCAGUAGUAUUUAUUUUUUAGCGAUGAGAAUCGUAUGUCAUGUUAGCAAAUGCAGCUCCAACUUACAUGGAACAGACUUGCUGCAGUUUCUUUUGGCCCAUGUGCAAGGAAUGUACACGCUGAUGGGAAUCAUGCACUUUUUCUCCUGUGUACAAACAAUUUGAUAAGGCUUUGAAUGGUACAGAUGGAUUAGAACUUGGCUUUGGGGGAAGAGAUGCCAUCAUUUAACCCCUUGGUGCUGAAAAUGAGAAAAUCAGCUGUUCAUUGCCAAGGGGUUAGUGAAACACAUAGUUAUUAUGUUUGCUCACUUGAGAAUUAAAAUAUUAGGGUGACCUGGCAACAUAACGUAAGAAAAUCGAGACCUGAAUGAUGUUAAGAAAUGAACUUUACUUGGCAAAAUGAACACAUUGCAAGCAUUUAUGAAGUAGCUAGUAAAAGAUAAAAGCCUGGUGUGUUUUUUCCGAUCAAGGUACAUUUAUCGCUGAAAUAAGCCAUCAGGGAAAACAAAACAAAACAGAAAGAACACCUCUAGCUUUUCUUUUUCUGUACGUACUCAUGUCUCCAGAUCGCAGUCCUCCCUGAAAGGGGACAUGUAUGCAAACCUCACCUUUAUCCUUCAUUACUGAUGAUCUUCAGAUUAAACCCUUUGGUGCUAGGAGCUGACAUUUUCCAAAGCAGCCUGUGAAGUCCAAGGGGCAGGAGCCCUGGCUGUGGUGAGCAGGAGGGCGUGCGCUCCCUGGAAUGAUCGUGGAGAUGUAUUCUGGUUCAACUCUGACAGCUCCCAAACAGAAGACUGCAUCGUGACAUAGUAUUAGAUUGCUUUGUAUGAGAGAGCAAGUGAUUUCUAAUAGGGUGAAUCACAUCCAUAUGCAGAUGUCUUAGCCUCUUGACGCUGGAAGUGAGGAUUUAUAGCUCUGAAACCACUGCUGGUGGUGGGUGGGCCACUGGGACUGACCGGGGUUAAAGGGCAUUUUAUUAAGGCAGCUAAGACAUACUCAGACAUAGAUUUUAUCCUGAUUUUUCAUAUUUCUACCUGAGUGACAUUCAUCCUUAGUGUUAAGUAGGAAGUUACAGUAAAUGGUAGUUCAUUCUUACAUCUGUACAUUAACUUUUUUUCACUUGGAAUGAUGUUGAAGGUUUCACAAUAACGAGAAAGUAGACUAGAAGGUGUGUCCUUUAAGUUGUCUUGCAUCCAUUUUCUAAGAAAGAAACAGGUGAGAAGAGAGGUGAGACUGGCUGAUGUUCAGAGCACUUGUUCCUCUGGAGGGGAAGCAUGACACUGUACACUAAGCACAUAGCUUUUUGUUUUGUUUUUUUCCCAAAAAAACAAAGUGAUUUCCGUGACCUUGGCCAAGGAUACUUGGUAAAGAUUAAUGACGGGCGUAGACAGUGCCCCAGGCUGGCCCCUCCUCACAUCUGGCCCUCAAGUCCCCAGCCACACGCAGGGCCCUAGUCAGCCUCUCUGAGGAUGUCGGUGUCAAUGAAAGUGUGUUCUUGGCUUCGAUUUCGAGAAUCCCUCCCUUUACUCCCAGAUCUGUCGUCUGGCAUGAAGGCCUAAGACAGCAUAGAAAGGCGUGCAGAGGGAAAUUGUGACACUUCCCUGUGUCGCCCAUAGCUGUAGUUCCAGAUUCUGGCAGGUAGAACAGCCGGAAGCCUGGAAUCAUCCUAUCCAAAUACAGUUCCAACUUCGCAGACUCCAGCUAGUGCUGUUGGGAAGUUUGACCUCUUGUCACAAGACAGCCAUCGUGGGGGAAAUGUGCCCCUUCUGCUUGGGUUACUGGCAAGGGUUGCUCACAGCCUCGCUUUCUACACUAAUUACACAGCAUUAUUCCAGUAUGAUUUCCAUUUCCCACACCUGCUUUCUGGCUUCUCAAAGCAGACUGUUCUUGCGGGGCCACUCGCUUCUAGAGUACAAAAGUGAGGGCCUCCCUUACUCACUGCAGGGUCUGUUUACCAUCCUCAGUGCACACACUUGCUGCUACCGUUUCUUCUGUCUGCAGUAGAGCUCCCUUACCUUGCUCCUGGUAGUGCAUUACAGGCAAGCAUGAAAUGUAAAGUAUUUAUUUAAAUAAAAAGAAAACCUCUAAAUUGGUAAUUGAAUUACCUCCCUGUAGCUUUAUAGUUUGUGACAUUUCUUGACCUUGCUAGUUCUUUCAUUAGAUCUGCGAAAGAUGUGGUCAUCUGGUUAAGGAUUUUAAGCAGACGCAACUAUGAACCCAAGAAACUGUAUUCGUAUUAUUGUUGGUCAUACUAAAUCUGUUUCUUUCCUUAAGUAUAUGACCCACAAGGAUGUGAAAUAACUACAGGAAACUGUUUUGUACACUGUCCAUCCUUAGUAUUUUUACACAUAUAUGGUAGGGAUGCACAUCAUUUCCCUUCGUACAGACAGCGUAAAUAAAGCACUGUGUCAAUCUGCUACUUCUCUGUUUGUUGUUGUUGGAUGUGGUUCUGUAAUCUCAGAAAAUUAAAUACUGUUUUUUGCUAGAAAAGGAAAAGAUUUUUAACAAGCCCAACUUGGUAUUAACCAAUCCAGAAUAAGAUGUGAUAGGAAAAUAUGUAAAUUCGUAGCUUAAAAACCACCUGGGAUUAUUUUUUACUUCAGUAAAAUGGCAAUAGUGCAGUUACACAAACCUUGAUGAAGGGCUACUUCCAGAGGGGAGACACUAGGCUCUCAGCAGUGGGAUUAAGACAUCUGCUGUGAAGCCAGGAACAGAGUAGGUCUCAGACCCAGGAUUUGUUCAGGCCCUAAUCAUCUUCACAACAAAUGGCUUAGAAUCCUUAAGGAGUGUAGCUCAUCAUUGUUGUCUUCCUGAUAACCUGUGGCUCUGCAUACUUCCUUCGCAAGCAUAUAUUUUGAAUACUUCAUGGCAGUUAAUGAACUUAGGGAUAAUAGGUAAUAGGUAGGGUGGCUGGACUGUAGUCUGAUUUAUGUUGACUCGUUCCGGAUGGGGCCUUUUUCUGAUUUUACCUCAUAAAGCUACUGUUGUAGAACUUGGUUCUGCUCCUGUGACUCAACCAGAGAGCAGAAUGGCUUUUGGGACCAGAGUCAGGCAUCUGUGUGUCAUACAGCCAAAUUUGGGGGCAUUCUUAUGUGUGCUCUUCUUUCAAAACCACUGGGGUUGAAGAUCCAGGAGGCUGAAAUAAAAGUGACCUCUAUAAUUCUUUAAGGUGCUAUUUUUAGAAUAUUGUAUAAUUUAUUCACAGUAUACCUAAAACAGAAUUAAGGACAGUUAAAAUAUCCUAUGUGACAGCCUCUGUCUGGCACAUUUGAUGGAGGGAAAACUUCUCUGUAGAAGUCCUGCUGUCUCAGGCUGAGCACUCGCUUGGCAGGCUCCACAGAUGCGGGUGGUCCCUGUGUGGGUCGGGCCACCACCGCAAGCCUAGUGUGUGUCGCCCUGCAGGGCGAGGUGGCCCUGCAGCAGCACCUGUUGACCCGAUGCCGGUGGGGAGCGGGCUCGGCCCAGCUGCAGCCAUGCCCGUGGAGUUUCAUUGUCCUCCUCAGAUACCACAGAAUUUUCAGUGUCCAUUUUUAUUCCUUUAGAGCAUUUGAGGGCUUGACUGUGUAUAGUAGAAAUGCUAUUUUAGACUAAAAUAUUGAUCCAUGUACAGAUAUUUGAUAUACUCUAUAAGUAAAUUUUCUAAUUUCACUAAGUACAUUUGUAGGCUCAAGUAUUGCUGUGGGGGAAAAAAAAUCUGACACCACCGAGCCAAAGAUGCUUUUUUGUCUGUUUUCCUUUUGUUGUUCACAGAAUGGAAAGAACAGUGCUUCCUGGUGUCUCCUGAAUGUGCACACAGUAGUAGGAUGACAAGUAGUGGAUGUUGAUGAAAGGCAAAUAAAGAUGAAGGAUGGUGGGUAGAUCAUAAGGAGGGGAAGAAAACUGAAUGAAGGAAAAAAGUUUGGUCCUUAAUAGACUUUGGCCUAUUUAAAAUAUGUGCCUUUUUGGUGUGUUUUGUUCAUCACUACUA